Molecule: messenger RNA, 3115 nt
Organism: Trematomus bernacchii (emerald rockcod)
Lineage: Eukaryota; Metazoa; Chordata; Actinopteri; Perciformes; Nototheniidae
Gene: tacc3
Product: transforming, acidic coiled-coil containing protein 3
Exons: 18
Coding region: 89-2941 (950 amino acids)
Biological process (GO): cell population proliferation; cerebral cortex development; mitotic spindle organization
Cellular component (GO): cytoplasm
Source: RefSeq, a predicted model, not a curated record
AGGAGAGGGGUUUUCAAAACGACACCAGUCAUUUUCAUGCGUUGACGAAAGACGUUGUGAUUUCGGCCAACUGCAACUGUUUUGAAGGAUGAGUUCUGUUGCUGUGAAUGAUGAGAAUCGUGGGGUCUGCCCUGGAGGAAAGCAGAACAGCUCAAUUAACGACAUAUUUGCUCUGGAUCAGCCCACUGGGAGGCCCUCCAUCCUGCGACAGACAGAGAACCUGCCCAGCAAGACGGUGCCAAAGGCGGCUAAGGUUUGUUUUCAGACUCCAAGAAGAGACCCUGCGACUAAAAGAAUCGUAUCUUCUCCAUCCAAGUCUCUUAAGAUGUCAAGUGUGGAUGAGUGUACCAAAGCAAUCGAGUCCUUAACUUUGGGUCCACUAAAUUCUUUACAUGAUGAACCCAAACAAGAAGUAUCAUCCUAUCCUGACGAUGACAUGCCCAUACAAAGCAAAGGAGGCUAUCAGCUGGACUUUGAAAACCUCGAUGCUUUCAAUCCAUUUCAGGGUUCUGUUAAGAUGGUCCUCUCCCCCGUGACGUCUGCUGUUGAUAACCCUCCCACAGAGUCUCCAAACACAGAAACCGAGAAUAUCGCAGAGCAGCCCACCAAAAUAGAAUCUGCUCUAGAUGAUACGCUUCCCUUCGCCCCAUCUGUGGAUUGCUCCCUGGUUGACACCCCCUCCAACAUCAGCUCCGCAGAGAGCAGCGUGGUCACCGUGUUAAAGGUCACUGCCAUGGAAGAACAAGAUUCCUGCACUGCCACGCCUGAUGAAAAACAACCGUCUCUAAAUGUCACUCAAGACUAUUCUUCAGGCAGUUUUGUGGAAGAUGCUCCACUGCCAACGAAGGGUUCUUAUUCUUUUGAUUUUGACAACCUUGAUGAGGUCAAUCCUUUCCAAACAGGUGGCUCAAAAAUUCCAAAUUCCCCUUUCAUUGGGAGCAAGGUGGCAGAAGCAAACCCACCAGUUGAAGAGAUGAAGGGAAAUGAAUCCACAGAAGCUCGAGAUGUUCAACCUGAGAUGAAGGGAAAUGAAUCCACAGAAGCUCGAGAUGUUCAACCUGAGAUGAAGGGAAAUGAAUCCACAGAAGCUCGAGAUGUUCAACCUGAGAUGAAGGGAAAUGAAUCCACAGAAGCUCAAGAUGUUCAACCUGAGAUGAAGGGAAAUGAAUCCACAGAAGCUCAAGAUGUUCAACCUGAGAUGAAGGGAAAUGAAUCCACAGAAGCUCAAGAUGUUCAACCUGAGAUGACACCAAUAGCUGCAGCGGCCCCAAUCACAACUAAUGCUGCCGAAACACCAGCUGCCGAAACUCCAGCUGCUGAAACUCCAGCUGCUGAAUCCACGUCCCAGCCAGCUGAUGCCCAUACCCAGGAAAGAGCAGUCAAACUUGAGUUCAAUUUUGACGAUGGCAGUGAGGUCAAGCGUAAACCACCACCCAUGAAAUUUGGCAAAAGGCCAUCUGGUGUCAAACCUAAAGAGGGAAAGCCAGAAUGUGCCGUGAAACCACCUAAAGAAGCUCCAGUGAAGCCUGAUGCCAGCGGUGAUGUUCCACUCUCCAAAGGGUCUUACUCAUUUGACAUGGCCAAGUUUGAUGACCCAAACUUCAAUCCCUUUGGCACAAAAGCAAGCAUGAUGACCAACUCUCCACAGUGUAGCAAGAACGCUGAACCUGUGCUAUCUGACCCUGUGAUCAUGGAACAUUUGAUUCCAGAGAAAGUGGACGUGCCAGCGGAGAAGGAAGCAUUGUCAUCCGAAUGCGCUGGAGAGAGUGUCACGGCUGCAGAAAUCAUCCCUGAAGCAGAAAGAUAUGAUGCUAAAGACAAGGCGGCUCCUGAUCAUGACUUCGGAUUUCUACUCGAAGUUCAACAGGAAGUUCAGCAACCCACUGAGAGUCUUCCUGACUUCUUUGGUCUGUGUCAACCUGAGCAGAAGACGCAGGCCGCCCAGCCAGAAUUCAAUGAGGAGUUUGUUCCUGGAACCAUGUUCAUGGCCAAUGACUUUGAUGGACAAAUGGAUUACCUGGAACAGUUUGGGUCCCACAGUUUCAAGGAAUCUGCAUUGAGGAAACAAUCCUUGUACCUUAAAUUCGACCCCCUGAUGAGAGAGAGCCCCAAGAAGUGUGCAGCCCCCGUGGCUCAGGACCCCGUGCCUCGCCCCGUCGCCUUUGUUUCACGGCUUGAAACUUCUCAGAUGCCAGAAAAGUAUGCAAGCAGAGCACAAAGGGAUGAUUUCCAACUGUUUGAUCCUGCUUCCCCAAUCCUUGCAGACCUCGUCCCUCCUUUCCCUCAGCCAGAGAACACAGAGGAGGCCAUUAUUGAAGUGCUGAGGUACAGUCAGCAGGACAUGGACGCCGCCAUCGCCAGAGUCCAGGCACAAGCAAAGGACACAGAGGAUCAAUGGAGUGCAAAAUAUAAAACGAUACUUGACGAUGGCCAAGAAAUGAGGAAAAUAAAUGCAGAGUUUGAGCUCAUGAUUGCUAAAAUGCUGCUUGAUCAAGAGAAAGAGAGGGAGGUGGCCCAGACGAAGCGCACUGCGGCUCACAUCGAAAAGGAGCAGGUCUCCAGUGAUCUGAACACCAUGGAGAGAUCGUGCUCCGACCUUUUCAAGAGACUGGACAAGUACAAGGAUGUUAUUGAGGGCUUCAAAAAGAAUGAAGAGACUCUGAAAGCCUGUGCUCGGGACUAUCUUGAAAGGAUCAGAAAGGAGGAGCAGCGGUACAAGACCCUUAAAACCCACGCUGAGGAGAAGAUUGGCCAAGCAAACGGGGAGAUUAAUGAGGUUCGGUCCAAGAACAAUUCUGAGACAUCUGCCCUCCAAGCCCAGCUGAGGAUGGAGCAGCUGAAGGUGCAGUCGCUGGAGAAGAGCCUGGACCAGAAGGAAAAAGAGGCAGAAGAGCUCACCAAACUUUGUGAUGAGCUCAUCUGCAAAGUCCAGAGGGGUUGAGCUCAUUUGUAAAUUGUGUACAUUUUAAUGCUUUUCUUUCCUGUUCUUCAUUGUUCCUGUCCUUGUUCAUUCCUUUAUGUAGUGCUUUGUUUGUCUUUAUCAAUGUUAUUAAAAUACUGUAAAAAGAGAAGUUAAAGAUGAUUCAAUCUUUAAUAAAGAGUUGAUGAAAAAUGA